AUGGAGCUGAAGCCCGGCUUGUCCGCUCUGGUCACCGGAGGCGCUUCCGGAAUUGGUAAUUCGACGGCUUCCCAUCCCGAAGCACUGUUCAUUGACUUCUUCUCGUCACACCUUAUUCUAUCGUCGAGCGGAGCUGGUCGGUGCCUGGAAUUUUCCUCUUUUUAAUCGCUUCGGCUACGUAGCAGCAGAGAUGUUACGAGCAAUCGACUGUGGAGCACAGAAUUAAGCCAAACGUUCAACCUCUUUUAACAUAUCUCGUAUAGCAUCCGUUGAGAAAAUUCUGCUUUCUAGUUAUAAAUCUGAUGAUCACGGUUUCUUCCGAGAAAUGUAUUUAUAACGCAUUCGUGUGAUCGACGAUUCUGCCUCCAUGAAUUAUUCUGAUGGGCCUUUUAAGAUACGGAUAUUAUUUUUAAAAGAGGUUAGGCGAAUGUAUAAUUCCCUUUUAUUUUAUUUUCUUUGUACUCGCGGAAGCACCGGAGUGAAAUAAUUUUUAGCUGCAGGAAUGUCCCCUAUUUAUUCUGCACCGAGAACGACAUAUUUUUUCGUGUUUUUUGAAAUAUAGGAAGGGCACUCUGCUUGGCACUUGGAAAGAAGGGCGUUUCCGUGACAAUCGUUGACUUUUCUGAAGAAAGGGGUAAAGAAGUUGCGCUGUUGGUAGAAAAAGAGAACAAAGUUUUCCAUCAAGAUGAAAAAUCUCCUUCAUCACUAUUUAUUAAGUGUGACGUUACCAAUUCAAGUAAGUGGGCUAUUCUUCAUCUACAGAGUUCAUGCUAUCUCCUAGAUGUUGCUGCAAAUUAUAGUAAUAUGGGAAUAUUUCUAUCCGACUUCUUGAAGUUUAAUAAAUUUAAAAUUAGUGUUGAGUAUUCGACAAUCGUUCUUUCUAAUCAUCCUCGAAAUAUUAACUUUUUAUUUUUAUCAAUAUAUAUAUAUAAUUAUAAUUAUCAUAAGUAGCAUAAAUAUGGUGUUGAAUUGAUUUUACCAGCCGAAGAAAAAUAGCGCAGUGACAAUAUGACAAUAAUGCGAUAUUCAAUCCUGAUGAAUUUGAUGUCAUCUUUCUGUUUGUAAGAUUAUAAGAAUAAAUGAAUAACAUAAAGAUGAAAUCUACACCAGAUUUUACAAUAAAUAACAACUUGCGUUCAGAAGAGUUACCUGUUCAACCUCAUUUGUUUUACAGUCUUCUCGAAAACAUGUUGAGUUUUCUUUUAAUUAAUAGGGAUGUAAAAGAAGGAAGUUAUUGUUUCAUCUGCUUGUAUCUAAACAGCACUUCGUUUGUGCUCCUAAUCAAUGACGAGUAAAAAAAAAAGUAACCUGAACUUUGGGAAAUAUAUUUCAUUUAAAUGCAGUAUUUUUCCAUAUUAAUGAAUUCGAGUAACUAUUGCUGGGCAAAUCGUAUCUUUUUUUCUGAGCAGUUCUCAUAUUAUCUAGUUUAUUAUUUAUAGGGGAAAUGGCUGCCGCAUUUGAUAAACAUUUGGAGGCAUUUGGGGGGUUAGACAUUUGCAUCAAUAGUGCUGGGAUUGCAAGUCAGGCUCCAUUUUGGAAUGAUGAAACUGAAGGGAAAGGUUCAUGGAGGCAUGUUAUUGAAGUUGAUUUUCUUGCAGUUGUUAAUUGCACACGCCUUGCGGUAUGCUUUAAAUAGAAAUUUAUUAACCAGGACGAUUGCCCUCUUUCUUUUCUUGAACUCAUAUUUUUUCUUACGAUUUUUUUCUUGAAUUUCACUGUAUAUAUAUUUUUUUCCUUUUUUAUUUUUUGGCCAACGAGAAUUUGAAUUAAGGUAACUCAUAAGCUUUUUAGCUACUGUAAUGGCUCAUGUUCUGUGAUUUGCAACAGUCGCCUGCUUUACUUGGUCUUCUUUUGGAAGUAAGCGUUGAGUUUUGUGAAAUUCUACGUAGCUUUGAGUCAACAUGUGCCACUGUGAACAUUCCUAAACGUAAGAGUGUAGUGGGGAUUAUAGUUUAUCUCUACUGUUCUUACAUAGAUUUACUUUCUCAUCUGUGAAUAUGGGCCAUUCAUAUGCACCUAAUUUGAGAUACUUGUGCUAGCUUCGUCAAAUCAAGAUAUUGUGAAUCGUCAUUCCUCUUAUAAAUGAGACAGCAAAGCUGACAUUGCUUUAUUUUUUGGUCGGAUUCCUUUUCUGAGGAAUAACACUUGUUAUGCUGUAUAUACGACGUACAUGGUGAUGUAUUUUGGUUGCCAUCUUAAGAUCAUAUUCAAUCUAUUAGUCCUGUUGGUUUAGCUGACUCAGAAAACUAUCUGGUUUUUAUGAGGUUAAACUACUGUUCAAGCAAACAUCACAAUCGUCGAACUAUAAACUACAAGAAUUAAAACAAGCAGGAUAUCUGAGGGCAGAGUACAAUGAACCUCCCCUUCCCUUUAUGCGGUCCUCGUUGCAUUGAUCAUUGAUGUUGUUGCUUCUUGCUCUUGAGAAGAGUAAGUUGCAAAGGGAAACAAGAAUGGUGAGGGGUUGAGGCUGGCUGGCAUCAUGCAUGCAUUGUUUCUCCAUAGAGACAUUGUUAUCGACAGUGACCAUCGUGACCGCGUGGGAGGGGGGAUAAGACUCGGUUCCUAGUGGCGGCAUUUUCUCUGCAGCUGAUGUAGUAACAUUGUAAAAACCACUGAUUCUGGGGCUGGUAAGCUUCAUUUUCCCAAGAGAUUGCAAUUCGAGUGGGUAUUAUUUCUCAGUAGGGGAUAAAAGGAAGAAUAUUGAAUACGCUACUGAGUUGGACGAAUCAAAUACUGGCAAGCCAAGAAUAGAACUUGUCAGAUCAGCCUUGUUUCUUCCAGGUCCUAUCAUGGAAAUGCUUUAUAAGAUAUUUAAAUACUAAAUCAGUCUGUAAGUUGGCAAACAGUGACUUAGAAUUGGUCAAUAGAAGCUAGGAACUUGUUGGAACUGGGCAGGUACACCGACUGUUAGAGCAGACCCCUCCAACUUUUACUUCAACUUUCCUAUUUUUUUGAGAAGUCAUCGGAGAAAAGGUUUAAGAUUACUGGAACCGGUCAUUGUUGGGCUGUAAUUGUAUUAGAAGCAGCAAUGGCUGUUCUAGUUCUGAUUUCAUGUGUUAGUUCUUAGAAAAAUUGUGGUGGACAAUCUUUGCUGGAGUUCUAUCUCACAGGCCGAAUGGAGGGUCCUUGUGUUCUUGUCCCCUGUGAACCUUUAAUCCUUCCUGCCGUCAAUCUCCAACGGGGAUGGUUCGUUGCUGAUUUAAAUAGUACGUCAGCAAGCUUCAUGUGUCGAUCCCAUUAAUAGAAAGGAGGCAGGGCGAUGAAACCCCGUACAGUACAGUUAAAGUCAGCGGGUGUGUAAGCUCAGCCUAGUUUUCUCAAGUUACCAUUGGGUUAUUUACAUAAUUCUACUUUGGAGACUCUCCAGUAGUCUAUCUGGCUUAAGUGUCUACACAUGCGUUUUAUUUUUUUUAGUGGAAUUCCUAUAAUUUGAUGUUAGGCCGCAACCAUGCAUAGGGGCUGUUUGUGCAAAAAUGAACCUCAUGGGCCGCAGUCAGAUGUUUUUGCGAUCAUCUAAUGUUCUCGAGAAACCAAGCUGUGUUCAGCUACCGAUGUGAAUAUGACAUCCCAGCCAUCUUGGGAUGCCUUGAAGGGUUGUACUGAGAUGUCACCAGGGUGAGGGAUAUGUGAAAACUUGAAAACUUGAAAACUUCAUGUUUAUUUUAUUUAUUCUACUUCGGAAAACAUUAUCUUUAUGAUUUCUUUUCACCUGUUAAUUUUUUGUCAGUUUUUUUACCAGUGGUUUUUUAUACCAUGAUUUUACUCCAUGUAGAUCCGAGCAAUGCAGUCCAUGAAGAAACAUGGCGUAAUAAUCAAUCUUGCCUCAGCUGCUGGUCUCUAUCCACUUUAUGUUGAUCCGAUCUAUACGGGUUCAAAAGGUAUGUGUUACGCAGAACAAGUCUUCUAUAUUAGGCUUUUCUUAUAUUUUUGCCUUUCUGUUCUCUUGUUAGGUGUAUUUCCCCAUCAUUAGACCUUUCCAUAAAUACUAGAAAGGUCCAUUAUAUGCCAAUAUAAAUACUGGCGUACAGCCCUAAUGAGGGCUAAGUCAGUUUUACCUUUUACUACUUCCACUGUAUCUCGAAACACGGUAUCAAAGCUUUCCUUCUGAUCCUAUGUGAGACCGCCGAUGGAAGAUCAACCAACUUUGGUGGCGACAAUGACUCUGUGUAGUAGGCAAUGUCGCCCGGUGAUCUUCUUCCUGUCUGCAGCACCUGAGAUCAAUUGUGAGGUUCCUUGGUCAUAAGCAGAUCGGCGGAUUCUUUGGUCAUAAGCAGUCUUUGGAGACCGGCGGAUUUUCUUGAUGGUGGUGGUCGUAUGCAAGUAUACCAUCAUCGUUUCUUGACAGUGGCGGUUGUCCUCAGGUACACCAUUGUCGUUUCUUGACAGUGGUGAUCAUCUGUGUCUUGAUAUGUGUCUUUGAUCCCAAUUUCUUGAAUAGAAAUUGUUCUUAAUACUCAAUCUACAGAAAACUGAGUACUACAUCAGGGAGCCUCUUUUUGAGAAUAUUUCUCAAGGGAUAUUGGAUCACGACUGCAGAAUAUGGAGACAAAGGUUAUUGAAUCCUCCUCCUUUGGCCCAAGACACUCAGUUGGGGUAAUCAAGGUAUGUGUAGAUCUACCUAAAAUUGCUGAGAGAUUCCAAUUUGACGGAAUAAAUUGGACAUCUUUUAUGGAACUUAUUCUAUGCGGGAGGAACUUGGAUCAUCAUCUGAUGCAAUCUGUUCCAAGUAUAUAUGAGACAAGGUAUAUGUAGUCUAUAUUUGAAAUUUGUGAAGGAAUUAUGAGACAAGGUUCAUCGUGGCCACUACACUAAACAUGAUGAAUCACAAAUUUAUCGUUUGGUGUAAAGAUCUCUUAGUUUGGUACAGGGAACAUUGACUGUUCUGGAGUAUGCCUAAGAAUUAGAACCUAUUUGGAGAGAAAUUGAUCAUUAUAGACUGAUUAAGAAUCCUAAUGCUGAAGAGUGAAAGUACAUCAUGAAAGACAAGCUAUAUAAAUUUUUGAUGUGUCUAAAUUUAGAUUAUGGACUCUAGUAAAUCAGAUCUUUGCUCAGAAGGUGGUACCUGACAUUGAAGAGGCAAUUGUAUUAGCCAAACAAGAAGAAAGCGUGAGAAAUCUGAGGAAUGAUUUUAAGACAAAAUGUUGCAUUCAACAUCCUUAAGAAUAAAGAUACCUCUGUGCUUAAAAAGGGGGAUGGUAAAGCACCAUUUAUCAAAGGAGAUCCCAAGACUGAUCCAAAGGCACAUCUAUUCUGUAUUCGUUGUCGAAAGACUCAUCAUAUCAAGGAAAUCUAUUGAAAAAUUCACAGCAAAUCACACAAUUAUGGAAAGCUGCAUUUGGUUAAUGUCCAAAGUGAGGAUAGUGUUGAGCCAGUGAUACAAGGACGAGCUAGUCAAGACAGAUCUACCUCUUCUCAGCCUUUGGAGAUUGGAAAACUCAGAGAAGAAAUUGAAUAGUUGAGGAGCAUAAUCAAUUCCACUUCUCUUGUGCACACUAGUAAGCAUUCUUCUAAGCAUUUUCUAUUAUGCUUAACUACAUCAUCACUAGCAUCACCAUCAUCUUUGAAAGUAUCCUAGAUAAUUGAUUCUAGAGCCACUGGUCAUAUUACUCCAUAUGCAUCACUAUUCAUAACACAUGAGGUCUGUACCAAUAAAUGAAAGGUUGUCACUGCAAGUGGAAAUAUUUAACCUAUAUUUGGCAUCAGAUUGAUUCAUCUUAAAGAAUUGAGGACAUUAAAAUAUGUUCUUCAUGUUCUGAGAUUGAAUGCACAUCUAUUAUCAUUGAGAAAAUUGAGUAAAGACCUAAGUUGUCUGAUAUUAUUUGACGACGACUUGUGUUUCUUCUAUGACAAGAACUCAAGUUGGAGAUAUUAGAUAAUGGGAUGGACUCUACUACUCUAGACACAUGGACAAGAUGUUAUGGACAAGAUGUUGUUGACAAAUUGCUGUUGACAAAUUGCUGUUUUUACAUUGUCAUUUAGGACAUUCAUCCAUAAAAGUACUUCUACACUUGUUUUCAAAACUAUGUCGUGCAAUUGGUGAAUCUACUUUCAUAUGUGAACCUUAUCAGAUGGCUAAACAGCGAUGAAUUUCAUUACCUUCUACUAGGAAUAAAAGUGAGUCUCCUUUUUAUAGAAUACAUUCUGAUAUAUGGGGUCCUUCUUCUUCUGAUAAUAUUAGGGACUUCAGAUGAUAUAUCAUCUUUGUAGAUAAUUUCACUAGGUUUACAUGGAUUUAUCUUAUAAAAAAUAAAUCAGAAGACAAUAGCAUUAUCUAGAGAUUUAUUAGGUUGGUUCAAAAUCAGCUUAGUGUGACCCUUAAGAAAUUUUGAUUAGACAAUGUUGAAGACUUCUUCAACUCUACUGUCUCCAAUUUCUUUCUUGAGGUCAUUGUCCACGAAUCUUCUUCGCUGAGCAGCAGAAAGGAAGAUUGCUCACUUGUUGGAAAUCACAAGGGCUAUCAUGUUUAAAGCCCAAGUGCUGAAGCACUAAUGGAGUGAAGCAGUACUAACUGCUACUCAUCUUGUUAAUUGUCUCCCAUCAGAAGUUUUAUUAUUUCAGGCUCCCAAAGUGUUAUUGCAGGGUUAUCAUCUCACUGUGCAAUAUGGACCAGAUUUAUCUCUUCGUGUAUUUGGGUUUAUCAUAUACAUCCAUCAAUCGCAGAAUGGUUUGUUUAAGUUUGAUCCCAGAGCAAUAAAAGCAGUCUUUUUUGGCUAAUUUAAUACACAAAAAGGAUACAAAUUUUAUGAUCCAAGGUCUAGGAAAAUUAUUGUGACUAUUAGUGCGACAUUUGAUGAAAGUAAUAUGUAUUUCCAGCAAUAUAACUCAAAAGUCUAGAUGUGACAUGUUUAUACCAGAAUAACAUGAUUUAUAUAUUGAGAUUUUUAAAGAAGAUGAAACUCCUUAGGAUGACAUCAAUCCCAUCCUCACAUGAUACUUCAAUGGAACUACCAACACCUCAAACUCAACCACAUCGAUUUGGUUGAACUCAUUAUCAAAGAAAGCCAAAGGCAAUCAAAUGGAGUAAUGAACAUGAUCUACCCAAUGCAGCAAAUGCCUAAAAUUUGAGGCAGCAUGACGAGCCAAUUGUUGAAUGUGAUAGGUCACUAAUUGAUCAACAUAACCUCCCAUUGCUCAAGAAUGUACAAAGAAGAAGGUAUAUCUCCUGCAACUAUGUAUCUUAUCAUCGUCUGUCUCCACAAUACAGGUCAUUUCUAUCGGCUAUUGAUAGAUACAAUACUCCUCAAAACACUGAUGAAGCUCUAUGAAGCUCACUAUGAAAAAAGGCAAUGAAUGAGGAGAUGAUAGCUCUACAUAAGAAUUAAACUUGGAAAUUUGUGUUGCUUUCCAAGAAGAAAAUCAUGGGUUGCAGAUGGAUAUAUACUGAUGGCUCUGUUGAGCUCUUUAAGGCUCGACUGGUGGCAAAAGGCUUCACCCAAUUAGCUAUGCAUUAUGAUUGGUCCUUAUUACAGUUUGAUGUGAAAAAUGUAUUCUUGCAUGAAGGGCUUUUGAAAGAAAUAUAUAUGGAUCUUCCAUCAGAGUGCAAAGACUCAAAUGAUAUUCCAAAAGUAUGCAGACUUAAGAAGGCAUUAUAUGGCUUAAAAUAGUCACCAAGAUCUUGGUUUGGCUGCUUAACCACAACAAUGAGAGCAUUGGGGUUCAAGCAAGCCAAUGGAGAUCAUGCUUUAUUUUAUAAGUAAUCUAGUUCAGGGAGAGUGGUUAUCUUAUUAGCAUAUGUUGAUGACAUGAUCAUCAUUGAAGAUGAUAUGCAAAAAAUUACUAAUCUUCAAAAACAAUUGAGAACCGGACUUGGUAUCAAAGUGUUGGGACAAUUAAAAUACUUUUUGGGAAUUGAGGAACCUAUUCUCAUAGAAAUUUGUUCAUAUCUUAAAGAAAGUAUAUUACUAAUUUACUCAAGUAUAUGAGCAUGAGUAACUAUAAACCAGUUUGUACUUCAAUUGAAGUGAAACAUUAUAUUGAGACUUCAAAGGAGAGAGAUCAAGUGGAAAAGGGGUCUUAUUAACGGCUGGUGGGAAAAUUAAUUUAUUUAUCCCAUAUUAAAUCAGACAUUGCUUAUUCAGUUGGAGUAGCCAAUAUAUGCAUGAUCCUAGGGAGGUUUAUCAUCAAGUUGCUCAACGAGUCCUAGCCUAUCUUAAAGGAAUAAUUGGCAUGAGAAUCUUGUUAAAAGGGAAGAUUCUCUUACAAUAGGCAUUUAUAAAAUUGUUGAUUAUGCUGGUUCAAUUGAAAAUUGAUGCUCUACUACUAAGUAUUAUUGUAUCAUUGGAGGAAAUUUUGUUACUUGGUGAAGUCAAAAAUAGAGAGUUGUGGCUUGAUCAAGUGCUGAAGCAGAAUUUAGGACUAUAGCCUUUGAGAUUUGUGAAGGCAUGUGGAUAAAGAGUAUACAAAAUGAUUUAUAAAUACAUAUGAAAGGUUCUAUUAUCUUGUUUUGUGACAAUCAGUCUGCAAUAAGUAUUGCACAUGAUUCUGUUCAGAAUAACAAGAUCAAACACAUUGAAGUAGACAUACAUUUUAUUAAAGAGAAACUUGAAUUAGGGAUGUUAUGCACAAAGUAUGUCUCAUCUACAAAUAAAUUAGUUGAUAUAUUGACAAAAGGUAUUUCUGCAAUAGAGUUUUGCAAACAAAGGAACAAGCUGGGUAUAUACACGCACCGGCUUGAGGGGGAGUGUUACGCAGAACAAGCCUUCUAUAUUAGGCUUUUUCUCUAUUUUCGUCUUUCUGUUAUCUUUUUAGUUGUAUUUCCUCCUUUUGUGUUUCCAUCAUUAGACCUUUUCAUAAAUACUGUAAAGGUCCAUUAUACGCCAAUAUAAAUACUGGCGCACAUCCCUAAGGAGGGUUUAAGUCAGUUUUACCUUUCACUGCUUCUGCUGUAUCUCGAAACAGCAUGUCUUGUUAUACCUUGUUUUGUUUAUUUAACAUUAUCAUUGCCAUCAAACAUAUGUAUUUGUAUCUGACUUAGAAAAAUUUCAUUCAUACAAUUUCUUAGAGAUUUUCUGACAGAAAUUGUUUCUCAGGUGGUGUUGUGAUGUUCACAAGAUCACUUAGAUUUUUUAAACGAGAAGGAAUUCGGAUCAAUGUACUCUGCCCUGAGGUAGCAAACUGAAUUGAGAAAUCAUUUCCUUGGGACGGGAAAACAUCACAUUUUGAUGCUUUUUUAUUAAUGCCUGUUGUUUGGUUUUCUUACUUAUAGGACAGUUAGGUUUGAGAACAACUAACCGAGUUUCAUGUUAGUUAUGUGAAUUCCGUUGUUAAUUUUGGAGACUUGUUGGAAUUUAUGAUAUUUUUUUUCAAAUUUCAUAAUUUUUUGGAUUUUAAUUUUUCUCCGAAUACAGAAAUGGGUUAAGUUUCGUUUCAAAUAGUACACUUUUGGUUUAUCUCCGUGAAUCGCUAAAUAUCCCGUUUUUCAUAUAUCAUUGAUUUGUUAGGAAUAUGUAAAAUAAGAAAAGGUUGCUCGGUCUAGGAUAUAUGAUAAAUUUUCGUUUCAUCCUCAUGUCUUAGGAACAGAUUUGGAAUCGUCCUAGUCAUUCAGUUUAUUAUUUUUCAUAUUCUUUUCUUAAUGAAAGCAUAUGUUCUAUUUAGAUAAGUUCCCAAAGAGAAGUCAGAGAAUUAUCUUCCAUGGGUGGCUCCUCUUAUCAAUUAUUUAGAAUAUGGAGUUUUGCUUCUCUUGAGACUAUGUUAGGAGGGACGAUGUGCUGAACUUGACUAGCAUCUCAUGGUCGACCAGCACCCAGGUGAUGAACGUCUGAAUCCUAACCCGAGGUACUUAGGCUAACUUCAUGCCAUCCACGGCUUCUUAAAUGUUACAAUCUGAGAGGGAACCAAAGAAUAAUAAUAAACUAGUUUGAAGAGGAAAAUGAGCCUCUCUAUUUCUUCUUCUUUCUGCCAUUUUCGCUAAGUUCCUAUGGAGCUUAUCUUUUUCUUCCUUAUGUGUUGCUAAAGUAAUUAUUGGAUAAUUGAUAAAAUAUGUGACAUUUAUGUAUAUAAAACCUUAAGGAUCUUAGUUUUAUCCUUUUGUCAAACAAAUGGGCUCAGCCCUGGGCACAGAGACUUUUCCAAAGCCCCCACUCCAGUCCACCCUGCCCAUCUGCACGGAAAGGGUUUGUGGGUGUAGGGAGAAUGUGUGAGACUGUGCCACCUAGAUCGGGUGUCUUUUGGGUCUUCCGAAAUAAACUUUAGUGAAUUUCAGGGUUGGCCAGAUAAGAAUUUUGUGCUUGCGUAGACCAUUUACACUCUUAACUAUGGUCCUGGAAAUUGAAAAGAAAGGAAAGGGAGAGAAGAUCAAAAGAUGAUGAGCGAAGAUAAAUAAAUGAAUGAAGGGGAGGGAAUGGAUAUUUUCUAAUUUCCUUCUUGAAAGGCUGUACUCUAGUCAUGAUGUAUUGUUGAAGAUGCAUUAAUACAUAAUAUGACAUUUUGAGUGAGAUAUAGUCACAUGCAGUCUUUAAUAAAAUAAUGUAACAAAGGAUUGUCCGUAUUAGUUCUUAAAAUAGUAGCAGUACCAUGUUUUAGAUCACUUGGAUAAAUGAAAAUACUCGAAAAACGAGGCAUAAUCUCACAGUUAAUAAGAAUUCUAACUCUAAACGAAAUACUUCAAGUGCUGGUACAAACUUCUGGCGGCAACUCCAGUGGUGCGUUUAAAUGUACUGAAAAUAGAAAUUAGGAAAAUAUGAUUUGAAUGAUUCAGUAAGCUCACCUCACUUCUUACAAAUUAUGAAAAGCAUAUUAUACACGAAAAUUACAUUAUAUAGCAGAAGUAGGUCUGUAUAUUUUAAACCGGGUGCUUAUAGUGCAAUAUGUAAAUCCAUAUAGGUGAACUACUGCUAAUAAAUUAUAGCAUAGUUAUUUCAAGAAAAUUGCACCAGAAUCUUGGAACAGAUCGUUUGACCUUAGAAAUAGAAUCAAAACGUCCCAUUUUGACUUCAGGGUUCAUACAAUCAUAAUGAUGAAUUUCUGGACCAAACUUGUCAAAGAAUGAUGAAAUUAUCCACCGGUUGUCUUCUGACUGAUAACGGUGUUUUUGAAAAACAAGUGUCCCUCAAAAUGUAGUCACCUUAGCUACGACCUCCUAAUAUGAACAGCGAUGCAACUGAGAACCAAACAGUGAAAGAGAAUAAGGGACGAACAUGUAACAGGGAGAUGUCACGGAUAAUAGCUUACUAUGCUUUAGAUAUUUCGCUCAACUUUUAUCCCUCAAGUGAUCUCCUAUGGGUGUUUUAAUUUGGUUCAGCAAAGCUCCUCAUAGUCUAAAACUCUUAAUUGGAGAGAUUUCAAGAGUGAUUGCUUAGAGCUCAUGUCAAACCAACGAUAAUAUUAGAUAGUGAAGUAUCCAACAAUCAUCUCAUUUCUCAUAAGGAUCUUAUUUCUUAAGAUAUCUUAAGUGUAGAAACUUUCUCUUGCAAUCACUUGCCAUCAUUUCUAGAGCGAGGUUAAUUGACUGACUUGCAACCUUUCUCUUGCAUUCACUUGCCAUCAUCUUCAUUUCCCUUUUUCUUAACUCUUGUGGUCAUUGUGAUGGAUUUUCUUCUCUUCUUUUUGUUCUGUUACCUCUGCUGGUGGCAGAGGUGCUUGGGUUCUGGUUCUUGUAAUUACUAUUGGUAGAAAUUCUGUGUUGAUUAGGAUAAGAUAACCUAGUUAGAUAUCUUUUCUUUUUUGUACUUGUUGAGGGUAGGAAACUUAAAACAGGAAGUAUCUGUAAAAGGCCUGCUUAUAAUUUGUAUCUACCACGAAGAUUUCUAACCUAGCUUGCUUUGGGUUGAUCAAUGAUAGGUUUGAUUUCGUUAUCAUCUUUGAAACAAACUUGUAAGAGCAGACGUGCACGUCCCAAUCAAUGAACUCUAGUAUUCAUAUUGGUGUCCUAGCAUACAUAAGUGGAAUACUUCAACCCAAACUACUAUAUGGGCUGACCUGGUCCAUACUAGAUAAUAACAUGACUCUAAUAACCCCCCUCAAUCUGGAACAUUUAUAUCAUAAGCUCUUAGCUUGUUACAUAGAAAUUCCACCCUAUGACCAUUUAGAGACUUGGUAAAGAUAUAACAAGUUGAUCCUUGGAGUUGACAUUCACUAUAGUGAUGAGUUGCGCUUGGAUCUUCUCUCUGAUGAAGUGACAAUCAACUUUAAUAUGUUUUGUCCUCUCAUGGAAUACAAGAUUAGAGCUAACAUGAAUCACUGUCUAGUAAUCACAGUUUAGUUCCAUAGGACUUGGAUGAGAAAAAACCUAAUUUUUCAAGAUGUUUGACCCACAUAAGUUCAUAUGUAGUGUUUGGUAGUGCCCUGUAUUCUGAUUUUGUACUUGAUCGUGAGAGUAGAGAUUACUUCUUAAUCUUCUAAGAAGCAAGAUUGUCACCAAGAAAAAUACAUUAGCCAAUUAUAGAUCAUCUAUUUAGACUGCAGCUUGCUCAGUCUACAUUUGAAAAGCCUUGAAUAGUGAGGUAAUUGUUAUUCUUGUUUAAUAGUUCUUUGCCUAGAUUUCUCUUGAGAUAUCUUAGAAUCCACAUAACUACAUCUAAGUGUCCCAUAUGUGGUCAUUCCAUUAAUUGACUCAUCACACGAGUAGCAAAAGAGAUGUCUAGCUGAAUGAUAGUCAAAUAAUUUAGUUUGCCAACUAGAUGCCUGUGUUUCUCUGUAUCCUUCAACAUUACCUUCAUCAAAUGAUAAUUUCAAAUUAGGGUCCAUGGGAGUGGUGCUUAGUCUUGUGGUUAACAUACUUGUUUUUCCUAGAAGAUCAAGAACAUACUUUCACUGAUUGAUUGUAAUUUCUUAUUUAGAUUGAGAAAGUCUCAAUCCCUGUCAAAUAUUUAAGAUUGCCAAGAUAUUUAGUUACAAAUUGUCCUUACAUGAAUUGCUUGAGUUUAAAAAUGCCUUGGUGAUCAUAAAAGAAUAUAAGACCAAGCUCUAAUACAGUACUACUAAAUUAAUUAGACCAAGCCCGUGGAGAUUGUUUCAGGCCAUAAAGAGAUUUUCUCAAGUGGCAUACCUAAUUAGACUCCCUAUGAGCAUCAAAAUUAAGUUGUUGCACCGAAUAAAUCUCCUCUUGUACGUCAUCAUGAAGACAUACAUUUUGGACAUCUAGCUAGUUUAGAGGUCAAGAGAACCUUAUAAUCAAUACCAAGAAGAUCCUUGUGAAGAAAUUUUGAUAAUUGGAGAGAAUGCCCCAGAAUAAUCUUCACUAUUUACUUGAGUGAAUCCUCUGACUACUAAAUGGGUCUUCAAUCUGUCCAUAGAGCCAUCUAAAUCAACUCUGAUAAUGAAAACCCAUUUUCAUCCCACUGCGGAUUCACAAACAACCGUGGAACUAGACACCAGGUACCAUUCUAUUGACGAGCAGUCAUCUCUUCCUCCAUGACUACAUACCACUCAAAAUGACCAAGGGUCACUGAAAUAUUCUUAGGAAAAGGUAAAUCUAAUAAGGUUGAGAUAAAGACAUAACAGGUUGGACACAAAUGAGUAUAAGAGACAAAAUUACCUACAAAGUACAAGAUUUCUUUGCCUUUCAUAGGGAAAAAGGUAGAUCCAAAUUACCUGAAGUAGAGGCAUUUUCAAAUAAGCCGUCAGAUGUAGAACUGAUUGGUUAUGUAUCAAGUACUUUGGUAACUAUUCGACAUGUCUAGGAGCUCUUUGUUGUGUGUAUACAUAUGUAAUAGGAGAUUGACUAACAAACUCAAUAUAACUAGAGGACUCAACAUGACUGUCAACUAUUAGAUCAAUAAUAGAAGUAUACUCAAUGAUAAUCAAUAGAGAUAAAGAUUCUUCCAAUGACACAAUUGGCCAAGACUCAUCCAAAAAAGGUGUAACCAAGAAUGUAACAUCAACAGAGACAACAUGCUAAUGAAGUGAUGAACUGUAAUACAUAUAUCGUUUCUGAAUGCAAGAAUAUCUUAAGAAGACCCACUUUAUGGAUUUGGGAUGAUUUAUAUCUUGAUCAACCCCAAGUUUGUGUACAAAUAGACACAUCCAGAAGGUGGAACAUUGUACAAUAGCUCUCUCGGAUAAAGGAUAUAAAGCAAUUUUGUUACCUAACACAAUAAAUGGCAUGCAGCUAAUCAAGUAGCUCUGAGUACAUCAUCUCCAUAGGAUUUUGUAAAAAUAUGCAUAUGUAGUAGAAGUGUGCGGAGAGUUUCAAUUCUUUCUUUCAGUGAUUCUAUUUUGCUAAGGAAUAUGAGGACAUGAUGAUUGAUUAAGUAUCCCAUGAUGGGUUAGGUAUUGAAAUAAAAGAAGAGCUGAAAUAUUCUUUUGGGUUAUGUAUUAUCAAAACGUAGCACAUAGAUGGUUUCUCAAAUUGAUUUUCAGUCUAAAACGAGCAAAAUAUAGAGAAUAACUUUGACAUGAUGAAGCAAACUUGAAAGAAAAGACACAUGCCCUAAUCAAUAUACCCUAGUAUUUAUACUAGGAUUCUAAUAUACAUAAGUGAACCACUUCAACCCAAACUACUAUAUGGGCUGACCAGGCCCAUAGUAGACAAUAACGUAACUGUGACAAUUUAUUGCUACGCUUGAACUAUAGAUGAAAGAGUGAUGAAUAAGCUUGGUGAUCUGUUGAUGUGGUGGUUAUUCAUAUAAUCGGAAGGAGUUGUUAAUUUUGAUUUUGAUACCCUUUUCUGCAAAAAAAUCUCCUCUUAAUCCUUUUCUCUAAAAGAGUUCCUUGGAAUAAUUUUUUUUCUGACAUCAGAAAUGUAUGAUUUGAUUCACAAUUGAACUCAUAUUCCGACUUGAAUAUUUUGAAAGUGACACCAAAUCUGGCUGACCAUACUACAACAAUUUAAUCUAAAUUUUCGAUUCUGGAGAGACAUACCUAUUUUCUAAGUACUUGAAUCCAACCUUAUUUUGAUCAGCUUGUCUCCCGAAGCAGUGAUUUUAUCAGUGGAUGAUUCUAGUUGACAUGAGAUGGAAUAAGAUGGAAAGAACUAAAUCACAGCUCCAGCAUCCUUAUUCAAUAUUUCUCAUUUAUUUUUUUCUCUGCUGUGCCAUAUGGUUUUGAUAAAAAAACUCACUAGUUUGAAUGUAGUGUUAAGAUAGUAAGUUAUUGCUCAUUUCGUGAAGACCAUCUUAUCUUUUGUUCUCUACUAAUCCAAAUAUUUAUCUAUUUCCGUAUUUUAUUAAUGGCAUUUGUGAUAUGGCAUGUAUUAAUCUUGAAGUAGAAUCUUUCCUAUUAUUUUGAUCAACUCUUAGACUCUUCUCAGAAACUUCUAUCAUUCUGUGAUUUCUUGCAGUUUGUUCAAACGGAUAUGGGAUCACAGGCGGAUCCUAAGGUUGUGAAUUCAUUAGGUGGCUUCAUCCCUAUGGAGACGGUUGUGAAUGGUAUGUUCAAUGAUAGUUUCGUUUGUAUAUUUUUAUUUGAAAACAUAGCCUGAUUAACUUCUAAUGUACACGUAUUGGUGUCAGAAAAUCAAGAAAGCAUCGUCAGACUUGUGUGUGACCAGUUUGCUGACAUCGUCAAAUCACCUAAAUUUUUUCUAGAGUUUGAUCUGGUUAAAGAUGUAAGGCUUAUGGUAGUGAUAUGACGACAGCUUAGUGGAAGAUUUAGGAGUCAUGUCACGAGAUAAUUUAGACUUGAUUUAACUUAAUAGAAGUUUGGACGGGUCAAAUUGUCUGCAUGUGAAAGAGGUUGUUUUGGCGACUGUUUGUCACAUUUUUCUAAAAAUUAAUGUAGAUAGGGAAAACAAAGAAAACGCUUAUAAUUGUAUUUCCAGCCACAAAGGAUGUAUGCCAACAGAAAAUUAACCAACGAAGUUUGCACAAUAAUUUGUUUCAUUUUCCUUCCACAAAAUAAUGCAGAUGAAAAACUAGGCACCCAAAACAAUGUUUGGAAAAGUCACCAUCUAUUUUUGACCAUACAGGUCCAAAAUCGAUGACAUAACAUUAAACGCGUCUAAUAAUACAAUGCAUAGUGCUUGUAAUUGGAUCCAGUCAAUCUGAAGGACAGGAAGAAGGAUCUGAUCCCCAUCAAAUUGAGAAAGACAAAACCAGAAAGUGCCAUCUGGCAAGUCAGCCAAUCUUACAUGGAUCCACUGAUUCCAAGUUAAAUCUAUUUCUUGACGAAGAAUAGGGAAGGUCACAACUGCACACCUGCUAGCAGAGGUAGAGAAAGAAGAAAAGCGAGGUCAAAGAAGAAUAUGGAAGAAAUAGGAAGAUAUCAGCUAACUACUGGCUCACGGCCUUUGAGUAUUGCUUUUUAAAAUUUCUUUAAAUUACACUGAAGAUAUCAUAUCCUUUAACGACAGACAAAACUUAGUCUUUUGUAUUAAAGUCUCAUGCUAUGCUUUCCUCGUAAAUUUUCUAACUAAAUCUAUACCUUUAAAUAAUAAUCGUAUCCUUUUUGCUCAAAUUAAGGCUUUCCCUUAUAUUUGGAUUUAUUUGCGUGUUAUUAAAAUUGAACCGGGCAUGAUCUACGUGGUCCGGUCUCUUAUAUUUGAAAUUGUCACUAUGGUGUAUAGGGUUCUGACGUCAAAAUUCUAAUAGUGAGAAAAAAUUAGAGUGAAACAAGACUAAUUGCAUAUAAUCAUAGCUUCCAUGUGAUUCUUGUUUUGUGUAAUUCAAAAAGUAUGAACUUCACAUUUUCUUAAAAUCAUAAAUUUAAAACAUAGCUGGGCUAAGGAUUGAGGAUUUCUGAUAAUCAAGUCGGAAUAUGCUUCAUGCUAUCUUAACAUGCUUUCUAACUUAAUUAAACUCAAACACAUUAAAUUGAAUAAAAAUAGUGAGUUUUGAUUUUUUUAUUUAAUUAUAUGCCAUGGUGUUUGCAAGUGAAUGAAUAUCAUGAUAAACGAGGGGAUUCACAGAGUCAGUUAUUCCACAUAUGGAUUACUUAAUCAAGCUGCAUGGUGUCACAUAUGAUCCAAAGUCUGUGCUUUAUUGUCAAAAAUUGUGUCAGUUAUAUCUUCAGAAUGUAGUAUGGUUAUACAGAAUUCUGAUCAUGUUUCUGUUGGUUUAAGAUCAAAGAGUUAAGUUGUGAGGGGCAUCUCUUGUUUAUCAAAACGUUUAUAAUUUUAGGUGCUUUUGAGCUUAUUAGAGAUGAGAGCAAGGCUGGUUCUUGCCUUUGGAUCACAAACCGUAGAGGCAUGGAAUAUUGGCCAACACCAAAUGAAGAGAAGAAGUACUUGGCGAAUCCAUUCAAAUCAAAAGGAAGUUACCCGUACAAUCUAACUUCGAAGAUAGAGAAACCUAACACCUUUGAGAAGAUGUAAGUUCAUAGUAAGGUUUCUGUCAGUUGUGAGCACUUUUUUCUUUCUACUUGCUUCUUUUCUAUAGUUUUUAGUUUAUAUCUUUUAUUUAUUCACAUCGAUCGCCAAGCUGGUAACAGUAUGGAUGGGCGCUGAUGAAGAUCCAUCAUAAUAUUGUUAAUCAGUGAUAGCCGAGAAAUGAGGAAAUGUCUUAAUUUCGUGAGCCCAAUAGAUUGACAUUUUGGCUCUCCUGGGAAAUCUUCUGCCCAUCUAUCAGGUAGUAGGUGGUAGAUUUAUUGGUUUUUUCAGGUACAAGCUUUUUCCUUUUCCAAAUGGCUUUGAUUUUAUCUGUCAUCAAACUGGUUUUUUUAGUAGCUGUCUUUCUUGUCGGAUUAUUUUUAGGAAAUCUUGUGAGACAUGUGUGAGCUGUAAAUAUCGAUUUAUGUUGACAUUAAUCCACUCAACACGGAAACUUAAUAGAUUGCAAUUAAACUGAAAAAAGUCCAUCUAUAGUAAAUGAACCCUCUCUUAAAUUUUCGUUUUGAUGAUAUUUUGGAUAUUCAGUAUGUCUAUUCUAGACACGACUUUUCCAAUAAAUAACAUGGGCAUAAUGCUGUUGGAGAGUGUUAUUUUACUUUUCUUCCCUUAAAUAUACUUAUUUAGAUGACGUAAAUUUUCAUCAAUUUUCUUCGUGAAUUGAGAUUUCUGAACGAUUGUGGAACAAAUACGCUCGGAUUUUCGUGAUGAUUCUGGGAUUUUUCAAGGUUGCACGCAUAUGCUUAGCAUCUUAGUUGUUAUAGUAACGCUUUAUGAAAUGUGGAUCAAGCUUGCAAGGUUCGCCAUCUGACUCUUGGCCAUCAACGCCGGAAUGUAAUCCUGGCUUCGAUCUGUACAUAAGAUAUGCACCUUUACCAGUAUGGUUCCCGUUGCCUGAAUAGUAAAUUAUUCUACAUGAAUAUAUGAAACAGUAAGUAUGUAGGAUAAGUUGAUUAUGGGGUUUCUUAAUAUUUUCUCAGUUUUCUGUUUAUGAUUUUUUUUUUUGGCUAUUAUUUGGAUGCUUAGUCACUAAAUUAUGAUAUUUUAAAAAUUCUGGUCUCUUAGUACAUUUGUGCUAUUCGUGAGUUGCCUUUCUGACAAAGUUUUUGCUUGCUUUGCUUGUUUCUGUUUUAGAGUCGUUCACACGUUUCAUCACAAUUUUCGAACCGCAACCAAAAUUGUCCGGGCAGAUUUGAAUUUACCCAUUAAGUCCGAUCAUGUUCUUGUCAAAAUAAUAUAUGCUGGUGUGAAUGCAAGUGAUGUAAGUGCCCGGUCCCUCUCCCACCUAAUUAUCAGUCCAAUCAGUAUGACUUCCCAAUUGAACUCUAUUGAUUAUUUUCUUGUUAAUAUUCUAUUCAGGUCAACUUUAGCUCAGGUCGUUAUUUUAGUGGUAAAAGUCCUCCGUUGGAUGCAGGAUUUGAGGUGAUGUAAAAUCCAAAUUCUUCCCAAUAAUAAGCACUCAAAAAGUUGAUUUACCGAUGUGCGCUCCUGAGAUAUUAUAUUUUGACGGUGUUAUGUAUGUUUUUAUGAUGAAUAUGGAUACAAUCAUUGCAAUGGUUAUGGGUUUCUCUUUUGCUUUAUUGAAUUAAUAUAGAAAAUUAACCCUAGAACGCAUUAGUAGAUCAUUCAAAAGGUUGAUCGUAUUUCCUUCGAAAUACUCAGUUUCCUUGUCAGAUUUUUUUUCUUCACCAGCUGAUUUUUGAUAAUUUUAGCAGCACUUGGAUAGGCCUGGUGGUACCUCUUACAUUUAAACCCAUGCAUCCAUGUGUGGUGGCUGUAGUCAUCAUUGAACAUGAUGGAGUAUUGUACCAUCUCAGAAAGAAAAAUGUGAAGCCCUUGAUAUCUGAUUGAACAAGUUUAAAUAAGGUGCUUUUUUCAUUUCUUUAGAAGGGAGAAUAUAGUCUUACAAUACUUGGAGGGUAAUCAGCCGAUUAGGAAAGCUAUAUCUUGGAUAAUUUUGUUAUGAGUACAAAAUUACCUAGGAGUAUAUUUUUUGGUGAAUCAAUAUAAUUUUGGCCAAUUUUAAAGGAUUUGUGUUAAUUGUGAAAUUUUAUUCAUAUGUAUAAGGAAAAAAUAUAGUAAUUUGAUGAAGAAUUACAUCUUGACUGCAAGUCUCAUCAAUGGAAGCUAAACGAGCAUUUACGGGUUAAAGGGAGUGAAACAGGGAAAUUCUUUUUAUGCAUGGUUUAUUUUUAUUCUUCUUCCUCAAGGAUGAAAGAUCUUUAGAGACCAUAAAAAAAUGUUCGAAAGAGAAUUUCAAUAUUAGUUCCUUGUUACAAUUUAGAGAUCAUGGAAACAGAGUUUCAUAAAAGGGUAUUCGAACAUCAAAAGGUAAUAAACAUCUUCCCAGUUACGCAUAUUAGACAGUUCAAAUAAAUUUCUAACUUACAGAGAUUAUAUCCAUAUCUUUAGUUACUGUUUCCUUUUGCAAAUAUUUCUUCUUUUAAAGGAGGGAACGAAAAUACUCAAGAUUCUCAUAAUUCUUGCAGAAGUACAUUAGGUUCAUUGGUCAAAUAACAUCUGUGGAUUUCCUUCAAUGAUAUGUUGCUCAAUGAAACCCAAUGCAGGGUGUUGGCUUAAUUGUAGCUGUGGGAGACUCGGUUGAGCACUUAAAAGUUGGAGCACCUGUGGCAGUUAUGGUAUACGGAAGCUACGCUGAAUUUAUGACGGUACAGAAUCUUCAUUAUAUUUGCUGUGAAAAUAUCAGUUUUUCCUGUCCACGUUAAUUUUCUCGUUUCAGUUUGAUUAAAAAGGUUUUUAUAUUCAGAAAAUAUUAAUUUUUAUUAAUUGCAAAGUUUAGGUCCCUUCGAGGCAUGUAAUACCUGUGGCCAGACCAGACCCUGCAGUUUUGGGCAUGCUUACUUCUGGACUUACUGCAUCUAUUGCCUUGGAGACGGUAAAUGUGAACAUGAAUUAUAUCUACUGCUAAUUAAAAGUUUUUCAGUUUGCCAUCCUUCAUGAUGUGGUCAAUACUGCAACAUUCCUGUUCUCCUGUAUGAAAAUGUUACUGCAUCCGACAGGUUUUUUCCUGUAUGAAAAUUACUUUGCAUCAUAUUAGUUUUUACUCUUUGGAAAGUAGUGUCCCUGCUUUAAGGUACGUUUAAUUUCAGGCAGGAAGAAUGAUAUCGGGAGAAGCUAUUCUUGUCACUGCAGCAGCAGGGGGAACUGGGCAGUUUGCUGUACAGGUCGAUUCAGGAACCGGUUGCUUCUGUCUUUGUUAAGCAUUUCCAUUGCACUCAUGUAUCUCUUUUCUUUAAGUCGUUGGCUUGAGUGUUUUGUAUAUAAUUAUUUUAUGCUGAAAAUAUUUGGUACAGGACCAGAGUCUCACGAUUUUUGAAUAGUUUGUUCUCAUCAGUGAGGUUAACUCUGUUAAAUAUUUCUGAAAUUUUGAGGCUUUAUGUUCGCUUUCCAUCUCUCCCUAAAAUAGGUAUUGAUAUAAGGUGUGUGGAUAUGAAUAGUUUUAUGUUAAUGUGAAGAUGUGAAUGCUUGAUGGUGAUGACAACAAGAAGGAAGCACAUCUAGUUUAGUCUUUCAUUUUUUUUAGUUCAUGACCAAGGUUUCUAAUCAUACUUUUAUCUUUUUCAGCUUGCGAAAUUGGCUGGAAAUAAAGUAGUUGCUACAUGUGGAGGUGAAAAGAAGGCUGUACUUCUGAAAUCCUUGGGUGUUGAUCGUGUCAUAGAUUAUAAAAAGGAGAACAUAAAAUCUGUAUGUCUGAAUCACUUUUUUUCUGCAGGUUUGAUUAUUUCUGUUUUUACGUUCCAGCUUAGAUGAGCUCGUUCUGUUAUGUGGCAAGUAAAAUUUCUGUGAGGACAUAUUUGUCGCAGGUUUUUGUUAUCUUCUUUUGUUCCUCUGUAUCAGGUCUUGAAGAAGGAAUUCCCAGAAGGAGUGAAUAUUAUCUAUGAAUCUGUUGGUGGAGAGAUGUUUAAUUUGUGUCUAAAUGCUCUGGCAACUUACGGACGUCUCGUCAUAAUUGGAAUGGUGUCUCAGGUUAUUAGUCAAUCCCAAGAUUCAUACCAAAGCUUCAUAAGAUUUGCCCAUCAUGUCAUUAGUGUGUAAUUUAUCUUUAUUUGAACUCGAUACAGGGGUUUUAAGCAUUUAUAUUUUCAUGAAAUGACUGCAUCAUAGCAUUUAUGUAAAAGAAAGGAAAUUAACCGUGUUAAAAGUUCAGAAAAGAAAUGUGUUAUUGAAUUGCUGAUUUGGCUUUUGUGUUUGGUAGUCAUAGUGGAGCAGGACUAGCAAUCGGGAUUUGCAUUAUCAAACCAUGUUUUUACGUGGUAUUAUAAUUUUUAACUCAAAUAUUGAAUCGGUGGGUGUAAUCAGGAUGAUUAAGAGGAUAAACAGGAAACAACGCAAUGCUGGAUAAUUGCAGUUAACUAAAAGUAGACUACUCCAGAAGAAUAGGUUAAUCAUAGUAUUAUAGUUCUACAUCAACUAUGGUGGAUACAAUACUUUUUUCUUAUCUUUAGAUGUGAAAAUAAAUAGCUGGAAAUCUAUAAUGGUGAUUUUAGCACAUACUUUCACAGAUUUACCUUAAUUAUAAGAGUGGAUGCUGCAGCCACAAACUGUACUUUUAAUUUUCAGGUCUACACCGAAAAUGUGUGAUAAUUUUGGCUUCAUAGCUUCUGAACUGGAUAGUAGUGGAUUGAUAAACAAUCAUGGAAAUUGUUCACGUCAGAUAUUUCAUUCAUAUCCAAAACGUUGACUUCAACAAUUAAUGAUGAAAAUGGCUUGUUCAAUUGAUCGCUUAAUGUUUUCUCCUUGAAUCAGUUCUGUUUUAAUUCGUAUUGACUCAAAUGAUAUUUUCCGAGCAACCUCAUUUAUUGCAUUUUUUUUGUCAGUAGUAUUUGGCGUAGUAAUACAUGUCUGAUAAGAUUCUAUCAUAUUCAUAACCAACAAGUCGAUUCCAGGGACAGAAUCUUGGAAUUUGCUUGUUUGAUCGAACUCUGAACACAUUAUAUUUGGAGUUUUGUUUUAGUAGUAUUGACCCGGGCGAAAUAUUUCAAAAAAAUAAAGCUUAAAGCUUUUAAUGUAUGGGUGGUCAGGAGUAAAACGUUCUGUUGAAGAAAUAGUUGCAAUAAUAUUUUUCAAACAUUUUUGUUGCGCUUUGGAUUGGAAUAUUGAAAUUCUUCAUGUAAGUUAUAAGGAUUUGAGUAGAGGUCUGUGUAAGCUUUGAGUUAGAACAACCACUUCAUCUUAUGUUUUCAGUAUCAAGGAGAGCACGGAUGGAAGCCAUUAAACUACCCUGGACUCUGUGAAAAGAUUCUUGCGAAAAGCCAAACUGUGGUAUGGAAUCCUUCACAACUUUUAUGCUACGAUUAACGACUGGAGGUGCCUUUAAUGGCUUCGUUUGUGCGUGACCACUCCUCUCCAAUGUUUUUGGUUCAUAUUACCACUCGGAGUUCACAUUCUUGAUGCUAUGAUCUGCCGUCAAUCCUUUAAUUUUUUUUUUAUAUUUCCAAUUUGAGAUUUUUUUUUAGUUCCUAUUUCGACCUCAGUUUCCUAUCCGGAAAGUAAUAACUAAAAUAAUGUUAUUUUUUCUGAAAUAAUGUGAUAGUGUUAUUUGUGCCAAGAUUAAGCCGACUAAAAAAACAAAAAAAAAUAAAUUAACAAUUUAUUUAUUUAUUUAUUUGGUGAAAUAAUGUUUUUUUAUAAUUCUUGUCGGGUGUGGAUAUCUUUCAGGCUGGUUUUUUUCUGCCACAUUAUGCUCACUUAUGGAAGGAACAUCUGGGCAGGCUCUUCGAUCUGUACUCUUCUGGGAAGCUCAAGGUAUCUAUUCCUCUCUCCGUAGAGAAAAGAAGGUCUAUGAUGAUAGAUUAAGUAUCAUUAAAAUCCGAUUUAAAAAACAGGGCUAAACCCACCUUUUUUAAUGUAUUGAUCAGGUUGCUGUGGAUCCGAAGAAGUUCUUGGGCCUGAGCUCAGUGGCCGACGCUGUUGAAUAUCUCCAUUCGGGUGAAAGCGUCGGCAAGGUGGGCCCUCCUCAAGAUCACGUUGACUUUUUUUUUUCUCUCGGAGAAGACUAAAUGGUAUCGAUGUUUUUCAGGUUGUCGUGUGCGUUGACCCAAAGUUUACUCAGCAAUCAGCGAAAUUAUGA
Molecule: messenger RNA, 23291 nt
Organism: Spirodela intermedia
Lineage: Eukaryota; Viridiplantae; Streptophyta; Magnoliopsida; Alismatales; Araceae
Source: the annotation of a GenBank genome assembly